Messenger RNA from Pogonomyrmex barbatus (red harvester ant), 3466 nucleotides. It is a transcript of the gene TER94, whose product is annotated as transitional endoplasmic reticulum ATPase TER94. Gene Ontology annotation, biological process: mitotic spindle disassembly; retrograde protein transport, ER to cytosol; autophagosome maturation. NCBI's taxonomy places the organism in Eukaryota, Metazoa, Arthropoda, Insecta, Hymenoptera, Formicidae. The record is from RefSeq and is a predicted model, not a curated record. Gene Ontology annotation, molecular function: polyubiquitin modification-dependent protein binding; ATP binding; ATP hydrolysis activity. Gene Ontology annotation, cellular component: nucleus; VCP-NPL4-UFD1 AAA ATPase complex; cytosol.
CCAUGUCACGAUUCGGCCGCAGAUUCGUUACAUGUAAACGCGCCUGCACCCUAUGAUUUGGCAACGAUAGAAGCGAGCCAUCAUCGCACGGUUUCCUCAUUGCGUCUGUGCCUCCGUUGCUAGACUGGCGCGUUUGUACUGAAGGGAAAAGAGAUCGUGCGUCGUGUGGAUUCUUUUCGCGGAGAGCACCGAGGAUUGUGAACGAUGACUGAUCCGAAGAGUGGUGAAGAUCUGGCGACAGCUAUUCUUCGCAAGAAGGAUAGGCCAAACAGAUUGUUGGUCGAUGAAGCAAUUGCAGAUGACAAUUCCGUGGUUGCACUUUCUCAAGCAAAAAUGGACGAAUUACAACUGUUUCGUGGAGAUACUGUAUUGCUAAAGGGCAAAAGGCGUAAGGAGACAGUGUGUAUUGUUCUUUCAGAUGAUACUUGUCCAGAUGAAAAGAUUCGUAUGAACCGUGUUGUUAGAAACAACUUACGUGUACGUCUGAGUGAUGUAGUCUCUGUACAAGCAUGUCCAGAGGUUAAGUAUGGGAAGCGCAUCCAUGUAUUGCCAAUGGAUGAUACAGUUGAUGGUCUUACUGGAAAUCUAUUUGAAGUCUAUUUAAAACCAUAUUUCCUGGAAGCAUACCGACCUAUUCAUAAGGAUGAUAACUUUAUUGUACGAGGAGGUAUGCGAGCUGUGGAAUUCAAAGUUGUAGAAACUGAUCCAGGACCGUUUUGCAUCGUUGCGCCUGAUACAGUGAUACAUUGUGAAGGUGAUCCAAUAAAACGAGAGGAAGAGGAGGAAGCAUUGAAUGCUGUGGGUUACGAUGAUAUUGGUGGUGUUCGUAAGCAGUUGGCACAAAUCAAGGAAAUGGUAGAGUUACCACUGCGUCAUCCAUCUCUUUUCAAAGCUAUCGGUGUUAAGCCACCACGUGGUAUAUUAUUAUAUGGACCACCAGGAACGGGAAAAACUCUUAUUGCACGCGCAGUGGCAAACGAGACCGGAGCAUUUUUCUUUCUUAUAAACGGUCCUGAAAUUAUGAGCAAAUUGGCUGGCGAAUCUGAAAGCAAUCUGCGAAAGGCUUUCGAGGAGGCGGAAAAGAAUUCUCCAGCCAUUAUAUUUAUUGAUGAAUUAGAUGCAAUUGCACCGAAACGUGAAAAGACGCAUGGUGAAGUCGAAAGACGUAUUGUAUCACAAUUGUUGACAUUGAUGGAUGGCAUGAAGCAAAGUUCUCAUGUGAUCGUAAUGGCAGCUACUAAUCGGCCGAACAGCAUUGAUGGAGCAUUGCGUCGAUUUGGACGGUUUGAUAGAGAAAUUGAUAUCGGUAUACCAGAUGCCACUGGCCGAUUGGAAAUUUUGAGAAUCCACACGAAGAAUAUGAAACUUGCUGAUGAUGUGGACUUAGAAGAGAUUGCAGCAGAAACUCAUGGACAUGUCGGAGCCGAUUUAGCAUCUUUAUGUUCGGAAGCAGCUCUUCAACAAAUCCGCGAGAAGAUGGACCUGAUUGAUUUAGAAGAUGACCAUAUAGAUGCGGAAGUUCUAUCCUCUUUGGCAGUAACUAUGGAGAACUUUAAGUAUGCAAUGACGAAGAGCAGUCCAAGUGCUCUACGUGAGACGAUCGUGGAGGUACCGACGGUUACUUGGGAUGAUAUUGGAGGUUUACAAAAUGUUAAAAUGGAAUUGCAAGAAUUGGUGCAGUAUCCAGUGGAACAUCCUGAUAAAUUCUUGAAAUUCGGUAUGCAACCGUCAAGAGGCGUAUUAUUUUAUGGACCGCCUGGUUGCGGUAAGACACUAUUGGCCAAAGCGAUCGCCAACGAGUGCCAAGCGAAUUUCAUUUCUGUCAAGGGUCCUGAAUUGUUAACUAUGUGGUUUGGAGAAUCGGAAGCUAAUGUCAGAGAUGUCUUCGAUAAGGCAAGAUCAGCAGCACCUUGUGUAUUGUUCUUUGAUGAACUUGAUUCUAUCGCGAAAUCUCGAGGAGGCAGUGUUGGCGAUGCUGGUGGUGCGGCGGAUCGUGUGAUAAAUCAGAUAUUAACGGAAAUGGAUGGCAUGGGCGCGAAAAAAAAUGUAUUUAUUAUAGGAGCGACAAAUCGUCCCGAUAUCAUUGAUCCGGCAAUUUUACGGCCCGGUAGAUUAGAUCAAUUGAUUUAUAUACCAUUGCCAGAUGAGAAAUCUCGAGAAGCGAUAUUCCGCGCUAAUCUCCGAAAAUCGCCCGUAGCUAAGGAUGUAGAUCUAAGCUACAUAGCCAAAGUUACACACGGUUUUUCUGGUGCUGAUUUGACAGAAAUCUGCCAACGCGCGUGUAAACUUGCCAUUAGACAAUGUAUUGAGACGGAAAUUCGAAGGGAAAAGGAACGAGCAAAUAAUCCAUCCGCAUCUAUGGAUAUGGAUGAGGAUGAUCCUGUACCAGAAAUAACGCGAGCUCACUUCGAGGAAGCAAUGAGGUUUGCGCGUCGUUCAGUAUCUGACAACGAUAUUCGCAAGUAUGAAAUGUUUGCGCAAACGCUUCAGCAAUCUCGAGGUUUUGGGACUAAUUUCAGAUUUCCACAAAGUGCAGCAGGCGGCGCUCAAGAUAACACACAAGGCGAUCAAGCCUUUCAAGAUGAUGGAGAUGACGAUCUCUAUAGCUAAGUUUUCGUUUCCUUGUAUGUCAUUACAGUGAGCAUACGACAAAAGGGCCUGUCUGUUACCACAUAAUAUAUUACACAGGAAUCGUUUUUAAGUGAUGCAAUUGAAAUAUAUAAAGAGCGAAAAUAAAAUGGAUGAGAUAAUGGAAAUUUUAUAUGAAAUACAUAUAACUUUGUGUUUGUAGAAAAAGGGCGUGGACCCUAAUCAAUGUAGUUAAGAAACAUUCGGAUAUAAAAUAACGAUUGGAAACAUACUUUGUCACACAAUUAUUUUCGCGUUUAACCAUUUUUAUUAACGAAACGGACUUGGCCUUUCAACAGAACUGUUAUAUGAAAUUAUUUUUUUCCUUAUCAUCAAUCAACGUAAUGACUGCAUGGAUGCGAUGGGAAUAUAAUCGCAUGUUUGAUUAAUAAUUACACGAAACAAGAAGAUUAUUACAAAGUGAAACUUUACACGGAAUGCAUACACACAUAUAGGAAUAUAGAUAUUACAACCGCGAUUGUACAUGCGAUCAUGUAUUUUGUUGAGCUUGAAUUCGGAAUAGACCCUUUUGCUGCAUCAUCACUGUAUUUUAUGAGAAUACAUUUUGUUGUUCAUACACACAAUCACGCAUUGCAGUAAUAUAAAAAUUUAUGCCAUGUCGAGAUGAGAUUGUCAGUUGAUGAUGAUGUAUGUUGACAAUUUUGCAAAUAUCUCUCAAUAGUAAAUUAAUCCAUAUACGACGAUAAAAAGCCUUUUUAAAUCUCGUCAUUCGAAUCACACAAUUAUUUUCAUUAUAACCAUUCGCAGUUUUAUAAACGUUGAAAUUUCUGAUGAAUGAAGCAGCCGAAUAAGAUUAUUAAAUAUAAUACGAAUAAAA